UGCCCAGCGGCGCCCUCUUUCCGCCUCCUCCGGGGAAGUGCAGCCGGAGCAUUCCCACGGCCACUCCCCCCAAGGCUCGACACGUGAUCGUUGUACAUAUUUCGCAUUGUGAGCUGGUGGGGUGGCGGUCUUUUAAAACCGAAUUCCAGGGGCACCUUUAAUACCAGCAACAACAUACGCUUUUAUGAGCUCAUUUCUUCAGUGUCUAGAAUCCGGAACAUCACAAUUCAUCGUCAUCGCCGACAGAGGGCGCUGCCCGCGAAAUCCUGUUUCCCAACACGCACGCCCGGAGUGCGUCCUCUUUCAUUUACUUUGUCCAAUGCAGCACGCCGUAGCUGUUCAUGUUUUUUUCCCAAUAUGGCGGCGGCCUUUGCGAGUGGCCAGGGCUCGGUGCGAGUACGGCUGCUUUUUGAUUAUCCGCCCCCGGGAAGCCCGACUUGUGGAUUGUGUUGGCUGCUUUUGGAGCCGAGUCAAGUGCGCCUUGUCACCGACUUGAGCAGCCUCAUUCGGGAUAAGUUCGGCUUCAGCCGCCGCGCCAAACUCAGCCUUUUCCUCGACGGGGCUCUUUUGCCGCCAACGGAAAGUGCACGGCUCGUGCGGGAUAACGACUCUCUCAGAGUUAAAUUGGAAGAGGUUAUUGGAGAAGACAGUUACAGUGCAACUACCAAUGGUUUCACAAUCCCUUCAAAAAAAGAGAGGAAGCGACAGAGGCAAAAGUUGGAGGCAGAGGAUUCUAACAGAGAAGAUGAACAGCACAGAACAACAAAGAAGAGUAAGAGGAGCCUUGACAACUUUUCUAGCCAGGAAGAAAACAGUGCAAAUCAGGGUUCUAAAAAACGUAAGGAAAAAAGGAAAAAGAUGACAGAAAGAGAUUAUGCUGUGGGCAGCAAAAGUGAUGGCAGUACUUCUCAUUCCAGAAAACUUAAAAAUCAAGUCAGCCAGGAGAAAAAGCAAGUGGCAGAGAACAAACUCAAUAAGCAAAAAGCACAAACACUUGAAGCAAAGAACACUUCACAAAAGACACUUUCAGCAACGAAAAAUACAGUUGCAAAACCCAGCACAAAGAAAGAUGGAACCUCAAGUGAAUCGUUUACUUCAUCUGACAGUGAUGAUAGUGUUGCAUGCACCAAACAAAUGCUAUCACAUAAAACUAAGGUGACAGCACAGCACACACAGAAAUCUCAGUGUGAGGAUUCUCCUGUGAAACCCACUUCUGCCUGUAAACUUGCUGCUAAGCCUAAAGUUGGAGAUUUGCCUAAGCCAGCAAAAAGUAAGGAGGCUGGGGGUCAGUCCUCUAGUUCGAAUUCUGAUUCCAGUUCAGAGGAAAAGGAACAGCAGCAGAGCAGUAGCUUGAAAUGUAAAAUACCCAGUAACAGACAAGGAACUGUAUCAGGCCUGAUUUCAAAGACCAAACCAGAAACUUCCUCUUCAGAGUCUGAUAGUUCCGAAUCUGAGACUUGCACUGCCAAGAGGACCAGGACAAAUACUAUAUUGAGUCAGUCCUUGAGAGAAAAUAGUGGCAAAAAACUGCCAGCUAUUACUUGUGGACUUACUACAAGCCCAAAUGAUGCUGGAAGGGGACGUGGGAGAGGUGAAAUCACCUUUUGGAGAGGACCUAGGGUUCGUGGGUGUCGUGGGGUGGCCAGGGGAAGAGGGAGGGGAGAAAGUCCUUUUUUCUUUAAUUACAGCAGUGAAUACCAGAAACAAAAGCAGUUAAAUGAAGCAGCAACCAACACUUCAGUUAUUAUCCAGAAUCCAGUGGAAGUUCCGAAGAAAGACUAUAGUACACUGCCUCUGUUAGCUGCUCCCCCACAAGUAGGAGAGAAAAUAGCCUUUAAGCUUUUGGAACUAACUGAAAAUUACACUCCUGAAGUAUCUGAGUACAAGGAGGCAAAAAUAACCAAUUGGAACCCCACAAACAAACAGCUAGAACUUGAAAUUCUUUCUUUUUCAGCAGUGGCAAAAGAACCUGGAAAGUUUGAUCUGGUUUACCAGUCUGCAGAUGGAGCAGAAACUAUAGAGUAUGCAGUUUCUCAGGAUAAAAAGAUAACCGAAAGUUGGAACGCGCUGAUUGAGCCAAGACUGAUCAUUGAUCCUCCUAAUAGUGGACUGAGUACUGAAAAUGGAAAUCCCUAGGAUGUGAUCUUGUUUUUCCCAUGUAUAAAUAGUCUGAACUGCUUUCCUUUUGGUUCUGAGCAUAGCAUACAUACACUGAUGUUUUUAAAUAAAUGAUUUCUAAAAGUAA
Messenger RNA from Heteronotia binoei (common prickly gecko), 2245 nucleotides. It is a transcript of the gene COIL, whose product is annotated as coilin. Lineage: Eukaryota; Metazoa; Chordata; Lepidosauria; Squamata; Gekkonidae. Gene Ontology annotation, cellular component: Cajal body. Gene Ontology annotation, biological process: spliceosomal snRNP assembly. The coding region runs from base 358 to 2136 and encodes 592 amino acids. The record is from RefSeq and is a predicted model, not a curated record. Gene Ontology annotation, molecular function: U1 snRNA binding; U2 snRNA binding. The transcript has 8 exons.